UUAUUUUGAUAGAGCAUUCCCGGAGCAAACUUUCUCUUAGUUGUCUUUUUCCGCUGACCGGUUUUCACUUAAUUAAACUGUUUUUGAGCGCUUUUUCAUGUCGUCAUGUCUCGGGGCUCAAGUGCGGGGUUUGACCGUCAUAUCACCAUCUUCUCUCCGGAGGGGAGACUCUACCAAGUCGAGUACGCCUUCAAAGCAAUCAACCAGGGAGGACUGACCUCUGUAGCAGUCAGAGGGAAGGACUGUGCCGUGGUCGUCACCCAGAAGAAAAUCCCAGACAAGCUGCUAGAUGCCGAGACAGUCACACAUCUAUUCAAAAUAACAGAGAACACUGGGUGUGUAAUGACCGGCAUGACGGCUGACAGCAGGUCUCAGGUACAAAGAGCCAGAUAUGAAGCAUCCAACUGGAUGUACAAGUACGGCUAUGAGAUCCCUGUUAGCAUGCUGUGCAAACGCUUGGCUGACAUCUCUCAAGUCUACACACAGAAUGCUGAGAUGAGGCCGCUAGGAUGCUGCAUGUUGGUGGUGGGAGUGGAUGAAGAAGUGGGUCUGCAGCUGUUUAAGUGCGAUCCUGCCGGCUACUACUGCGGUUUCAAGGCCACUGCAGCUGGAGUGAAACAGACAGAAGCCAUCAGCUUCCUGGAGAAGAAAGUCAAGAAGAAACCGGACUGGAGCUAUGAACAGACCAUAGAAACGGCUAUCUCAUGUCUGUCCACUGUCCUGUCCAUCGACUUCAAGCCCUCAGAGUUGGAAGUGGGGGUUGUCUCCACCAAAGAACCGCGAUUCAAGAUUCUCUCAGAGUCUGAGAUUGACACUCACCUGGUGGCUUUGUCAGAGCGAGAGUGAGACAGUCAAGUGAUGGAAUCUUCCACAAGAUGAACACUUUACUGGGUUGAAUAUGUAACCCACUUGUUUUUUCUUCUUCUUUUUUUUCUGUGUUUAUCCAAGACUGGACAAAAUAUUCCCAUAUUCUUCAACCAAUCCCACCUUGGCAUUCUUACAGAAGCUACCUUAUCUUGCGUUUUCCAUUUUCAUCUUCACUUGUAAACAAUUCUUCUUCACUAUCUUUACUCAGGGUGAAUAACAAUAUGGCGCCUCUGAGCCUCAACUCCUCUGCUUUUUUUGCAGUGCCAGGUUGGUGUUUCUAAUCCAAUAUAUUUAGUAAUACAGCAGGGAAUAGAUGAUUUAUCCUACCAAACAUGUCUGCUAUGGUCAACCUCAGCAGGAACUCACAAAUUACUUCAUGCCGGAGUUUUCCUUUUCUGUGCCUGGAACCUUGGCUGCCUUAGUCUUUAUAACAAUCUGACAGCAUGCAAAUUAUUUACUAUUGGUGCUUUUGGAGCAGAGUUCUUCUUUAUGUUUGUAAAUGGAAACUUGGAACUUAAUUUCUCAAUGUUUUUCUUAUUCUUGAAAUAAAUGUGUUUAGGAAUUUGAA
Messenger RNA from Doryrhamphus excisus (bluestripe pipefish), 1435 nucleotides. It is a transcript of the gene psma6a, whose product is annotated as proteasome 20S subunit alpha 6a. The record is from RefSeq and is a predicted model, not a curated record. NCBI's taxonomy places the organism in Eukaryota, Metazoa, Chordata, Actinopteri, Syngnathiformes, Syngnathidae. Gene Ontology annotation, cellular component: proteasome core complex, alpha-subunit complex; proteasome core complex. Gene Ontology annotation, biological process: ubiquitin-dependent protein catabolic process.